Messenger RNA from Microplitis demolitor, 1467 nucleotides. RefSeq lists its product as uncharacterized. Lineage: Eukaryota; Metazoa; Arthropoda; Insecta; Hymenoptera; Braconidae. The coding region runs from base 1 to 1467 and encodes 488 amino acids. The transcript is spliced from 2 exons. The record is from RefSeq and is a predicted model, not a curated record.
AUGGUUUGUCAACGGCUUUAUAUCCGGACAAACCAAGUUAUGGUUUUUGUUUUAUGUAAAGUGAACAUAAUUGAUUAUUAUUUUAUAAGUUACAUUUUAAAACUGUGGAAAUGCAGUUUUCUAGCUGUCUACGCUCUAUGUCUCAAUUUUAAAAAUGAGAUAGAUAUUUAUACUUUCAACCCUUUCAACAAUCGUGAGGUAUCCAACUGGAGGAAGGCCGAGCUUACAUCACAUUAUGUAAAGGCAAAAUUAGGUUCUCGUUUCACGCUCUAUCAUCAAAUAUAUAACAAAAGAACCACUUUUUGCAACGGAUUUGAAUUUGAUAGGACUAAAUAUUUGGAUAGAUAUUCAGUUAAUGCAUUGACCAGAGACACGAACCCAAAUCGUGAUGUGAGAAUUCAGAAAUUCUAUGAAAAAGUAUUGAAUGUUAACAUUACGAUACAGCGAGAUCCCAAACGUAGACUAACCACACCAUUUUUGUAUGUUCGUUGGAUUGAUUUAACCUUGUCAAGCUAUGCUCUCAGAUUCAUCCACGGAAACUCAGCUAUCGAUCGGUCUUCUCCUCGAACUUAUUAUUCCAUGCAUAUUGUAACCCAUCACCGUGGAUUGCUUACACCUUUGGAAAAAAUCUACAAUUACUAUGGUUCAUUAAUAGUAAUCUCCACAUUAAUAAUUCUUGCCGUGACAUUUAUCGUUUCCUAUUUUUCUGAAGGUGACAUCGCAUUUGCUAGCUUUGAGGUGAUUCGGCUGCUGAUAAAUACCGAAAUAAAAACAAGGAUGCACACUAGCCGGAGCCGGAUAUUUUUUUCGAUGAUCUUCUUAUAUUUCUUGAUAAUCCACGGGACAUUCAGUGGACGGCUUGCAGGAUUUUUAACCAAAGCCGAGUACCAAAAAGAUCCUGAGACUCUUGAGGAUCUCAAAGACCCACAUUACAAACUAAUUUACGCCCGUCCUGGAAUAAGAUUUUACGUAACAGAUCCGGUGAUUAAAAAUAAAAUAAUAUACACUAAGUUCAAAUGUCAAGAUGUCAUCAGAAACAAUCAUUCAGUCGCUUGCAUAGAUACUUACAAUCAUCUUUUACCGGCCAUUAAUCAUUUUGAAUUACACUGCAGCAAAAAACCAGUAAUAGGAAUAUAUUAUGCUUUUAUAAUGCGUAAAAACUGGCCUUUAGGAACGCGUUUCAAUAAUUUUGUAUUACAACUUGAACAUUCUGGUAUUUCACGCAGAAAUAGUGAUGAAAUUUUUGCUAAUGAUUCACUCCGAAUUGAGAUUAGAAAGGCACGUGCAUUGGUACACUAUCGACCGAUUAUUUUUGAUGAUUUGAAAUUUUCUUUUGUAUUACUGGGAGUCGGUUUAAGUUGUUCAUUAAUAAGUUUCAUUAUUGAGAUUCUUAUCAGAUGGACCAUCAACGUUAAACCCCAUAGAAAAAAAAAAGGCAAGCUUUUCAAAGUUGGAAGUCAUCAAUAA